AUGGAUUUGGCCAAUUCUUUGGGAGGUCCUAGAAUGCUACUACUGCCAGCAGAUACCAUAGAGCGUCUUGGACGGAUUCCAAGGUUUUCAGAGGGAUACGCGGUUGAUGCUGCAGAGACAAUUCGAAAGAUGGGUCCUCCUAUAGUUGAAGUAUUCAUGGUAUCGCAUAAGUGGCUCCAAUCUCGCAGCGACCCAAUGGAUGCUUCCACUGGAUUUCCGGACACUGCUUCGAAUGACAAGGCCAAAACCAUAUCGGAAUAUACCAAAUGGAGAAUUAAGUGGGUGCGACAUAUGCAUCAAUUUACACCAGUGAUUCUGUAUUGGAUUGACUAUUCUUGUCUCGACCAAGAUCAUUUGGAACGAGGUGUCCCUCUCAUGCCUUUGUGGGUUGCCUGCUGUGAACGGCUUCUUCGUAUCGAUCAUCCUGAAUACGAUUCCCGUGCUUGGUGCCGCCUGGAACCCUUGUUGGCUUGUGCCUAUGCCUUUGCCGACCAUCAAACUGUGAUUUCGGUGGGCUUUGAAAAUUGUUGGCCGUCCACAGGAUUGAAAACCAAGCGCCCCCUCCUAGAUCCCCGGGCAGGCCAUCUGACGGACCCGACCGACAUGGCCAGGAUUUUACCUCUCAUUGAGCAAGCUGAAAAGGCAUUGCUAAAAAACCCUGAUGUCAAAAGUUAUGAUUCUGGCAUAAUAUAUGAAGCUGGAGAUAGAGCACACAUCAAGUGCUUUGUGCUGCCGUCACAGCCUGAGGAGCAGGACGCACAGCAUGCAGACCAGGCCCAACCAAGAUUUCUAUGA
Seminavis robusta is the source of this 795-nucleotide messenger RNA. Lineage: Eukaryota; Bacillariophyta; Bacillariophyceae; Naviculales; Naviculaceae. The record is from the annotation of a GenBank genome assembly.